AUGAAUAGCUUUAUGAAGUUGAACACUUCUUUUGACGCAAGCAAGGUCAAGGCCAAUCUACGUAUGGCCAGCACGCGUAUCGGUAUCCAAAGGAAAAAGCUUAGCAACAACCUCAAAGCCCAACGGCGUGGGAUUGCGGAGUUAUUGUCUAAUGAUAAAUACGAUAGUGCGCGCAUAAAUGUCGAGGCGUGCAUUCGGGAUGAUCUUUGUAUUGAAGGGAUGGAGGUGCUUUCCCUUUUUCUGGAUCUUCUUUCGCAGCGGGUUCAGCUUAUUGCGGAGUGGGAGGCGGGAAAGCGCGCCGGUGGUCGUCGUAGUAAUUCCACAAGUUAUCCACUCGAACUCAAGGAGGCCAUUUCCUCUGUUAUUUGGGCCUCUGUACGGGUAGCGGACAAGGCCCCUGAGCUCCAUGCCGUCCGCAAGGCAUUCGAGGCGAAGUUCGGCAAGGAGUUCAUCGACAUCAGCCUUCAGAACACCGAGUUCUCCGUCAACCCUCAGAUUAUCGAGCGCUUUAGUACGGCCGUGCCGUCCAAUGAGAAGUGUCUGAGUUAUUUAUCCGCCAUCGCCGAGGAGUUUGAUCUGGCGAGCUUUGAUGAGGCACGGCUGCGGGAUUCGACGACGCUCGUCGGCGCGGUGGCGGAGGUCGCCAAGGCGUGGGAUGGGCCGAAUAAAACCCCGUUGGGGUGUUUUCUGACCCCUUCCGGGGCCUUUAUUCCACCAUUAAACGAGCCAUACGACGCUCUCGAUCGAUGCCUCGUGCGGCUAAAGCGAAGUUAA
Messenger RNA from Phytomonas sp. Hart1, 774 nucleotides. Lineage: Eukaryota; Euglenozoa; Kinetoplastea; Trypanosomatida; Trypanosomatidae. The record is from the annotation of a GenBank genome assembly.